Aspergillus bombycis is the source of this 543-nucleotide messenger RNA. Its product is annotated as citrinin biosynthesis oxidoreductase CtnB. The record is from RefSeq and is a predicted model, not a curated record. Bases 1 to 543 code for a protein of 180 amino acids. Gene Ontology annotation, cellular component: cytoplasm; nucleus. Gene Ontology annotation, biological process: secondary metabolite biosynthetic process. The transcript has a single exon. NCBI's taxonomy places the organism in Eukaryota, Fungi, Ascomycota, Eurotiomycetes, Eurotiales, Aspergillaceae.
AUGCCAGACCUGCCAUUGACAACACACUGCAACACACUUGAUCUGACAUCCCAGUCUCGCCCCAGAAUUCUCUGCCUCCAUGGUGGGGGCUCGAAUUCUCGGAUUUUCCGAAUUGGGUGCCGCGUGCUCGAAACUCAGUUGUCAAACCAUGCCAGACUAGUAUAUGCAGACGGUCCUUUCUUUGCACCACCGGGUCCGCUCAUAACUGGUUUCUUCACUGAAUGGGGUCCCUUCCGAUCCUGGCUUCCACCUGACCUCGGAGUCGGACCAGGUAAAGGCCAAGGUGUGAGGCGUAUCUACGAAGAUCCUACGGAUGCCGACAUGGUCAUUGGAAGGAUUCACCAAAGCUUGCAGAAAGCAGUGGAUGAUGAUGAUCGCGCUGGAGGAAUGGGCCCUUGGGUUGGACUGCUAGGUUUCAGUCAAGGUGCCAAGAUCGCAGCGAGUUUACUUUGGAGACAGCAGGUUUAUCCCGAGGGUCUACAUCUCUUCCUUUCUUUCAUUUUGGAACACUUGUUGCAGGGCCAGCACCCCUUGUCUGGCUAG